GUCCCAGAGUGGAGGAGAAUUGGCUCUGCCUUUUCCAAGACCAAGAGGGUUCAUCCCCUGGGCUGCUUACUGAGAGGCUCCACUCACAGACUGCGCAGCCAUCCCGGGCGCUGGCGCAGGCAGAGCAGCGGCUGACACAGGCAGCGAAGAGGCAAAAUGGCUCUGACUCUCCUCUUGGCAGCAAUCCUGGGACUUCUUAUUGUCAAGGCUGUUUUCUUUCAACCGAGAAACACGAGCUCCCCUCCUUGCAUCAGGAGCUGGAUCCCCUGGUUUGGAGCUGCGUUUCAGUUUGGGAAAGCUCCUCUGAAGUUUAUAGAGCAAGCUAGAAGCAAGCAUGGCCCUGUGUUCACAAUAUUCGCCCUGGGAAAACGGUUUACUUUUGUGACCGAGGAAGAAGGAACUGAAGCAUUUUUUAACUCUAAAGACUUGAAUUUUGAGCAGGCAGUACAACAAGCUGUGGAGAACGCAGUUUCUGUCCCUGCAGAAGCAUUUUAUCAGAACCAUGGUAGCCUCUACAGCAUGAUGAAGGGAAAAAUGGGUCCUUCUAAUCUGCAUAUGUUUACGGGCACUUUGUGUAAGGAACUAAACGAGCACAUGGCAUACCUGGGCACGGAGGGCACAGGCGACCUCUAUGACCUAGUAAGGCAUGUCAUGUAUCCUGCGGUGGUGAACACUCUAUUUGGGAAAGGCAUCUGUCUGACAAGUCAGAGUGAAAUCAAGGAGUUUGAAGAACAUUUUCAGAAGUAUGAUGAGGACUUUGAAUAUGCUUCUCAGAUGCCCGAAUGCUUCCUGAGGAACUGGUCUAAAUCAAAGCAAUGGCUUCUAAAAUUUUUAGAGAAAGUAGUGUUAGAUGCUGAAAGGACCAACCCUUCAGAUACUGCAUCCAAGACACUACUGCAACAUCUCCUGGAUAACUUGCAAGGAAAACAUCUAGCUGCCAGUUAUGGUCUCCUCAUGCUCUGGGCUUCCCAAGCAAAUGCUGUCCCAGUUGCGUUUUGGACCCUGGUUUUCAUCCUCUCUUACCCUUCUAUUUACAAGAAAAUCAUGGAAGACCUGACUUCUGUUUUAGGCAAAGCAGGCAAAGAUAAAAUAGAAAUCUCUGAAGAGGACCUUAAGAAGCUCCCUUUUAUUAAAUGGUGCACUUUGGAAGCCAUACGGCUGAGGUCUCCAGGUGCAAUCACCAAGAAAGUAGUAAACCCAAUAAGAAUUCAGAAUUUCACUAUCCCUGCAGGUGAUAUGCUGAUGUUGUCACCAUAUUGGUUGCACAGGAAUCCAAAAUAUUUUCCCGACCCAGAAAUGUUCAAACCUGAUCGUUGGAAAGAGGCAAAUUUAGAGAAGAAUGCUUUCUUGGACAGCUUUGUGGCAUUCGGAGGAGGGAAGCAUCAGUGUCCAGGAAGGUGGUUUGCCAUCAUGGAAAUCCAGUUGUUUGUUGCACUGUUCCUGCACAAAUAUGAAUUUGUGCUUUUGGAUGCAGCACCAAAGGAGAGUCAUUUGCAUUUGGUGGGGACACAGCAACCCACGGCACCAUUCCGGGUCCAGUAUAAAUACCGGGAAUGAAAGCUGCCCAGCACUAACUCACCUUCCUUUGCCAGACACCCCUGGAUGGACUGCUCAGCUGCUUCCCUAUCCUACACCUUCAGACAGGUUCUCUGACUUAGCAGUUCCUAAUUUCAACUGUAAAUGCUAUAAAUGCCAACUGAAAGCUGUGGUAUGCCAUAUCAUAGUCCCAUCUGUGCUCCUCACCUGAUUGCCCCCCUCCUAAUGUUUAAGAUUUCAGCUCUCCUGCUGCAUUCAUAAUUUGUGGGCCAAUUAUUCACAGAUGUUGCAAAUUUGAUAUACUAAGACAACCAACCAGCCAUCCAGGAAAAAAUCUACUAUGUUUGGAAAAUCUGCGAGGAAGUUGUGCUAGAACCAUUGGAAAAGCAAGUCCCCUAGGCCAGGCCACUGCUUCCUGAAGAUCUCUGAGCCAAGGCCGAAAGCGGUGCCUUGUGCUAAGACACCAGAUUGGUAACUGCAUACUGGUCUGUACAAACCGCAGGAUAGGGCUGAACAGAGACCUCCAGAUCAGCCCCACAGCCAUGAUAAACUAGCAUGACUUAGGUAUCAUUCCCUGUGUAAGUGAAGACCUGGCCUGCUCUGUCUACAACCAGUGCCAAAUUUUUGCAAAGAAAAUGGAUUUGUAAUAGAAAAAUUGCAAGCAUGGGAAACACUGGGGUCUUUUUCCACUAAAGUUUCUACUGAGAUUUAUUUGCUCCACAGGAUUCAGAAUUGGUCCUUGCAUGAAUGUGCAGUGAAAGCUUUAUCAUGACGUCAACAAGGGGUAAUGGGCAUAAGCUGGAACACAAAAAGUUCCACUUAAAUAUGAUGAGAAACUUGUUUGGUUUUGAGGUGAGGGAGUCCUUUCUCAGGGAGGGUGUGGAGUUGCCUUCUUGGGAGGUUUCCAAACCUGCCUGGACAUGUUCCUUUGCCUCCUGAUGGAGGGGAACCUGCAAACAGGAUGAGGUCUAAAGGUCACUUCCAACCUCCACAAUUCUAUGAUUCUAUGAUUCUGUGAUUCUGUGUGUGGUUUCUGAUGACAAAUAAUGGCAAGAAAAGCUAUUGCCAUUCCUUAGACAGGUUGUCCAAUAGCUGGAAAACAUUUGCUUUCCCUUUAACAUGGCUUACUGAUAGGACAAAUUGUACAAAUCUAAAAAUAUUUAAUCCUAUAAAGAAUACCUAGUAAAAGUUGUUCAAAGAGGCUGUCAAAUAAGUUCAGACAUCAACACUUUAACUGCUGUCAGAUUUCAUAUACAAUAAUAGCUAGCAUGUAUUUUUAGUCUUUUAAGUAAAGAUUAUUCAUCAUUUUAAAAGUAUUUGCAAAAAAACCAUACAAAUGGACAUUCAACAGCAGUAAAAGCUGUGGAGUCAAUGCUGUUAAUAAACAUAUGAAGGAAAAGGUGGCUAUCAGGGGGAAUCAACAUGGAUUCAGCAAGGGGAAAUACUGUUUGACCAACUUGAUAGCCUUCUACAAAGGCAUAACCGUCUGGCUAUAUGAGGGAAGAGCAGAUGCCAUCUACCUUGACUUCAGCAAGGCUUUUGAAACUGUCUCCCAUAACAUCCUCAUCAGAAAGCUCAGGCAGUCUGGCUUGCAUGAGUGGACAGUGAGGUGGAUCGAGAGCUGGCUGAAGGCCAGCCACCGGGAGGGUGGUGAUCAACGGCACAGAGUCGAGUUGGAGGCCUGUGCCUCCUGCCAGUGGAGUUCCACAGGGAUCGGUUCUGGGGCCAGUCUUGUUCAACAUCUUCAUCAGUGACCUGGA
Molecule: messenger RNA, 3296 nt
Organism: Colius striatus (speckled mousebird)
Lineage: Eukaryota; Metazoa; Chordata; Aves; Coliiformes; Coliidae
Product: 24-hydroxycholesterol 7-alpha-hydroxylase
Exons: 12
Coding region: 157-1557 (466 amino acids)
Biological process (GO): cholesterol homeostasis; bile acid biosynthetic process
Molecular function (GO): heme binding; steroid hydroxylase activity; iron ion binding
Source: RefSeq, a predicted model, not a curated record